CGUGACAAAGGAUCGUUCUUAUUUCACUGGUUUAGUAAAUUUUUUUCCAUUGUCCAAAUCGUACAUGCAGCCUGUUACUGCUUUUGAUGUACUUUGACGGCUUUAGAAAAACCCCAAAUAUUUAUUCAAAGGAUACACAACAAUGACGGAUUCAAUUAUUUUGAAACGUUUUUUCGGCACGGACUUUGCAUUUCCAUUCGAAAUUUUUUAUCGGAACAAGUCAAUGUUUCGGCCGCCGAUUCCACAAACACCUACGUUGGAUAUGCCACAAGUACAAAAAGAUAUUCGCUUCAUCGGUGAAACAUCUUGGAAAAAGAAGAAAUUGUAUCAUACAACCUCACACACGGCAUUGUACCCAGUGUUGUUUUUGGGUCAAAUAUUUGCAAUUCUGCCAGUGUCCGGUAUCUCAUCGAAAUCGGCAAAAAAUUUAAAAUUCAAAUGGUUUGAUUUUCGAACGUUGCACACUCUGCUUGUGAUGGGCGGACAAGCCAUUGGUAUUGCUUUAUCAGUAAGAUGGAUAGCACGCAAUAAAUUCACCAUGGCCAAUAUGGAUUCGGUUUUUUGGUUUACAACAAAAUUUAUGGUGGCUGCAUAUUUUCUAUGGUUGGCAAAAAAUUGGCCCUCACUCAUGGGCGAAUGGGAACGUAUUGAAAAUACAUUUCCGGCGUAUGUUGGACACAAAAGGACUAUCAAAUUUUUUCACUUUAAAAUUAAACUGUAUGCCAGCCUUAUAACAUUGGGUCUAUUCAUUGAACAUAUAUUGUGCAUUUGUGUUGGUACGUUUCGCGUAUAUAUUUGCUUGAACACGACAAGCGUGGAAGGUUAUUUAAAACAGGCAUGGCCACAAAUCUAUACAAAUAUCAAAUACGACGAUGGAGUUCGUGGAAUUCUAAUGGAAAUUCUUAAUUUUUACUGUACAUUUCAAUGGAUAUAUAUGGAUAUUAUCAUAAUUUCAAUCAGUAUUUGCCUCUCGACGCGUUUCAAUCAAUUAAAUGAAUAUUUGCGACAAUAUAAAGGCAUGAAAAUGCCACGUUCUUUCUGGACCAAUCAACGAAAACACUUUUCAUCGAUUGUGGACUUAAUUAUGAAUGUCGAUGAAAAAAUUUCGAUCAUGACCGCAUUUUCCGUAUUGAUUAAUUUGUAUACGACAUUGAUGCAAUUGUUGCACAGUUUUCAAUUACAAGAAACGGUAACCGAAGCGACCUAUUUUUGGUUUUUAUUAUUUUAUACGAUUUGCCGAACAAUAUUAGUAUCUUUGUCGGCAGCACGAAUCAAUGAUGAAUCUCAAAAACCGGCACAAGUGGUUCGUGCCAUACCAAAUGAUACUUAUGAUUCAGAAGCAAAUCGUUUGCUCGAACAAGUUGUAAAUACAAAAGUCGGAUUGACUGGCAUGAGGUUCUUCUACUUCACUCGGCCAUUGAUUCUUUCGGUUUGUGGUACAAUUAUUACCUACGAGCUUGUUCUCGUCCAAUUUUCACUUAUAACACCAAAAACUAAGGAGAAUUUAUGCAAAGCCUUUUGAAAUAAAAGUCACAUUUUGAUUUAUGUUUUCUUGAUGAAAAUGAUGAUUCCUCCAGGAUGGACGAAAAUACAAACAAACGGGGAAAGAAAUAUGUCGAAAUAUGUAUUGUGAAAAUCGUGUAUGGCUUUUCAAAUCAAACAUUUUUCAACUUUAAGAGGAUACAAUUUAAUUUCAAUCUAUUGAUAUAUGACACAAAUAA
Messenger RNA from Contarinia nasturtii (swede midge), 1721 nucleotides. Its product is annotated as gustatory receptor for sugar taste 64f-like. Gene Ontology annotation, cellular component: membrane. Gene Ontology annotation, molecular function: sweet taste receptor activity. The transcript has 12 exons. Gene Ontology annotation, biological process: sensory perception of sweet taste; detection of chemical stimulus involved in sensory perception of taste. The record is from RefSeq and is a predicted model, not a curated record. Lineage: Eukaryota; Metazoa; Arthropoda; Insecta; Diptera; Cecidomyiidae. Bases 143 to 1522 code for a protein of 459 amino acids.